AUGACUCGAGACGAGGCCACUAACUCUACCACCAUACGCGAAUUCAAUUUCCAGCAAGAGUUCAUAAAUGAAAAACCAUUUCCUUUUCAGAUUAAUACAACCGGUACAUGUCAGACGAUCAGUGAUUUGCGUUCAUCAACUCGCUAUAUCGUCUAUGUGACGUCGAGAAACGAGUAUGGUACUAGCGUGCCUAGUGUAAGGUCAAUCGCAAGCACCAAUAUACAUACCGUGAAGAACAAUGAAACACUUCCGGAUGUGAUGAGUGAGUUUAAAGCUGCUUUAUAUUUCGUAGAUCUGCUUGAUUGA
Molecule: messenger RNA, 306 nt
Organism: Strongylus vulgaris
Lineage: Eukaryota; Metazoa; Nematoda; Chromadorea; Rhabditida; Strongylidae
Source: the annotation of a GenBank genome assembly